Trichosurus vulpecula (common brushtail) is the source of this 1940-nucleotide messenger RNA. Its product is annotated as fragile X mental retardation syndrome-related protein 1-like. Gene Ontology annotation, cellular component: neuronal ribonucleoprotein granule; presynapse; neuronal cell body. Gene Ontology annotation, biological process: regulation of alternative mRNA splicing, via spliceosome; regulation of dendritic spine development; central nervous system development. Gene Ontology annotation, molecular function: mRNA 3'-UTR binding; translation regulator activity; protein homodimerization activity. NCBI's taxonomy places the organism in Eukaryota, Metazoa, Chordata, Mammalia, Diprotodontia, Phalangeridae. The record is from RefSeq and is a predicted model, not a curated record.
GUUCCAACAUGGCGGAGCUGACGGUGGAGGUUCGCGGCUCCAACGGGGCUUUCUACAAGGGAUUUAUCAAAGAUGUUCAUGAGGAUUCCCUGACAGUUGUUUUUGAAAAUAAUUGGCAGCCUGAACGCCAAGUUCCAUUUAAUGAAGUAAGAUUACCUCCUCCUCCCGAUAUAAAAAAAGAAAUUAGUGAAGGAGAUGAAGUAGAGGUUUAUUCAAGAGCAAAUGACCAAGAACCAUGUGGAUGGUGGCUUGCAAAAGUUCGGAUGAUGAAAGGAGAAUUUUAUGUCAUCGAAUAUGCUGCUUGUGAUGCCACUUACAAUGAAAUUGUCACCUUUGAACGAUUCCGACCUGUCAAUCAAAACAAAACUGUCAAAAAAACCACCUUCUUUAAAUGCACAGUAGAUGUUCCUGAGGAUUUAAGGGAGGCGUGUGCUAAUGAAAAUGCACAUAAAGAUUUCAAAAAAGCGGAGGGAGCAUGCCGGAUUUUUUACCAUGCUGAAACCACACAGUUAAUGAUACUGUCUGCCAGUGAAGCAACUGUGAAGAGGGUCAAUAUUUUAAGUGAUAUGCAUUUGCGAAGUAUUCGUACCAAACUGAUGCUUAUGUCAAGAAAUGAAGAAGCCACCAAACAUUUAGAAUGUACAAAACAAUUGGCAGCAGCGUUUCAUGGUAUUGUGAGAGAAGACUUAAUGGGUCUUGCAAUACGAACCCAUGGUAGUAAUAUUCAGCAGGCUAGAAAGGUUCCAGGAGUCACAGCAAUUGAACUGGAUGAGGAUACUGGAACAUUUAGGAUCUAUGGAGAGAGUGCUGAUGCUGUAAAAAAGGCUAGAGGUUUCUUGGAAUUUGUGGAGGAUUUUAUUCAGGUUCCUAGAAAUCUAGUCGGAAAAGUUAUUGGGAAAAAUGGCAAGGUGAUUCAAGAGAUUGUGGACAAAUCUGGAGUGGUUAGGGUGAGAAUUGAAGGAGACAAUGAAAAUAAACUACCAAGAGAAGAUGGAAUGGUCCCGUUUGUAUUUGUUGGCACUAAAGAAAGCAUUGGAAAUGUGCAAGUUCUUCUAGAAUAUCAUACUGCUUACCUAAAGGAAGUAGAGCAGCUACGAAUGGAGAGACUUCAGAUUGAUGAGCAGCUCCGGCAGAUCGGUCCUAGGUCUUACAGUGGAAGAGGCAGAGGUCGUUGGGGCCCUAAUUAUACAUCUGGCUAUGGCACAAAUUCUGAACUAUCGAAUCCCUCUGAAACAGAGUCGGAACGUAAAGACGAACUGAGUGAUUGGUCACUGGCUGGAGAAGAUGACCGAGAGAGUAGACACCAGCGGGACAGCCGGAGACGCCCUGGAGGGAGAGGGCGAAGCGUUUCGGGGGGUCGAGGGCGUGGGGGGCCCCGUGGUGGAAAGUCAUCAAUUAGCUCCGUGCUUAAAGAUCCAGACAGCAAUCCUUACAGCCUGCUUGACAAUACAGAGUCUGACCAGACUGCAGACACCGAUGCCAGUGAGUCCCAUCACAGCACUAACCGCCGCGGGCGGUCUCGUAGACGGAGGACUGAUGACGAUGCUGUCCUCAUGGAUGGAAUGACAGAGUCAGACACCGCUUCUGUUAAUGAAAAUGGUCUAGUCACAGUUGCAGAUUAUAUAUCCAGAGCUGAGUCUCAGAGCAGACAAAGAAACUUGCCAAGGGAAACUUUGACUAAAAACAAGAAAGAAAUGGCAAAAGACGUGAUUGAAGAGCACACGCCUUCAGAAAAGGCCGUCAACAGCCCCACCAGUGCGUCUGGCGAUGAAGCAUCCAAGCUGCAGCGCGGCCCUGAAGAGGAGAAGUCCGGCGUCUCGAAAGAAGAGGAGAAUCCUCCCGAGGAAGCCGCCGUGCUCAACGGCGUGUCAUAAACUGAAGUUGCUAGUUUACAGUUCUUUUACAUUACAUUUUACAAUAGUGCUAGUACAGCUUGCCAA